AUGACCAAAGAUCAACCGGAAAUAGCAAACUCUCCAAGUACGGGGUUCAGCUCUGCUAUAAGACACUGGUUUUCGUGGAAUAUUGAGGCUUCUGAAUGGGACAUAUUUUGGGCCUCCACUGCACUCAAGCUUCUCCUCUUCCCGUCCUACCGCUCGACCGACUUCGAGGUGCACAGAAAUUGGCUUGCUAUUACUCAUACGCUUCCUAUAUCAAAAUGGUAUUUCGAUACUACGUCUGAAUGGACACUUGACUACCCUCCGUUCUUCGCCUAUUUUGAGAAAUUCCUGUCAAUAUUCGCCCUACUCGUUGACCCCAAGAUUGUCGACCUGAACAAUCUGAACUACGACAGCUGGACCGUUGUCGCAUAUCAGCGAGCAACAGUCAUCCUGACAGAACUUGUACUUGGGACCGCGGUUCUCGGAUUUAUACGGGGCUCAGUGGAACCGCCAGUUCAAAGAAUUAUAUCGGCUGCCCUGUUCCUCCACCCUGGGUUUCUGAUCGUUGACCACAUUCACUUUCAGUACAAUGGAUUCAUGUUCGGCAUCCUGCUAUGGUCGAUCCUUAUGGCUCGUAACGGAAAUAAACUUGUCAGCGGUAUCCUCUUCGCGGUUCUCUUGAACUUCAAGCACAUAUAUAUAUAUUUAGCGCCGGCAUAUUUUAUCUAUUUACUGCGCUCCUUCUGCCUAUCACCAGCAGGUCGAAUCCAAACCAAGAAUUUUCUCUCGUUGGCGAACGCUGUGAUAGCAGUUUUUGUUGUUUCCUUAGGGCCAUUUGUCUUGAUGGGUCAAAUACCUCAAUUGCUCUCCCGACUCUUUCCAUUCACUCGCGGCCUCAACCACGCAUAUUGGGCCCCGAAUUUUUGGGCACUGUUGACCACUGUAGACAGGGUCCUCUUGCGAUAUAUCAAGCAAACUGGAGCAGACAUUCCGAUCAACAAGUUUGGGGUGUCCUCCACCUCCCGUGGGCUCGUUGGCGAUACUGUUUUUUCCGUAUUACCCGACCUCAAACCCAUUCAUGCCCUGGUCAUUACCGUGGCCUGGCAAUCGAUUUGUUUGAUUAAACUAUGGAGAAAUCCCACAUACAAAUCGUUUGUAACAGCUCUAACACUCUGCGGCUGGAGCUCCUUUUUGUUUGGAUGGCAUGUGCAUGAAAAGGCAGUGCUACUCGUCCUGAUACCCCUCAGUCUGUUGGCUGCGGAGAGGCAGGCUUAUUUCCGGACUUUCGUCAUCGCUAGCGUUGCUGGAAUAUUUUCACUCUUCCCCCUUCUCUUCACCCCAACCGAAUCAAUUAUCGAAGUAGCGUAUUCGACGCUGUGGAUAGCAUUUGUAUAUGCACCUCUGAGCCGCCGAGUUUACGAGUACCCCAAGUCAAUAGCCUACGUGAUCAUGGAUGUUUUGGAGAAGGUAUACCUAGCUGGAUUCCCGUUUUUACUCUUGUUUGUGACGCUCUUUCCUGGAUGGGCUUCACGACGUCGACAAGAUAACGGCGAGCCAGACGCCGGAUACUCGAAAUUGGAGUUUUUACCUCUAAUGGCAACGAGUGUUUAUUGUUCCAUAGGGCUCAUCUGGGGGUUCUGCAGAUUGAUAUUUAUCUACCACUACGAGGAAACAACGUAUCAAGGACAGUUAAACGAGAUUCGGUAG
Messenger RNA from Laccaria bicolor S238N-H82, 1644 nucleotides. RefSeq names its product glucosyltransferase (gene ALG8). Gene Ontology annotation, molecular function: dolichyl pyrophosphate Glc1Man9GlcNAc2 alpha-1,3-glucosyltransferase activity. NCBI's taxonomy places the organism in Eukaryota, Fungi, Basidiomycota, Agaricomycetes, Agaricales, Hydnangiaceae. Gene Ontology annotation, cellular component: endoplasmic reticulum membrane. The coding region runs from base 1 to 1644 and encodes 547 amino acids. Gene Ontology annotation, biological process: protein N-linked glycosylation. The record is from RefSeq and is a predicted model, not a curated record. The transcript has 12 exons.